Messenger RNA from Dovyalis caffra, 696 nucleotides. The record is from the annotation of a GenBank genome assembly. Lineage: Eukaryota; Viridiplantae; Streptophyta; Magnoliopsida; Malpighiales; Salicaceae.
AUGGAAGGACUCAAGUUUGUAGUAGUUUUUGUCCUCUUGGCUUUGGCUUCUUCCCUUGCGUCUGCCUCUGACACUAGUCCUCUUCAGGAUUUCUGCGUAGCCAUCAAUGAAACCAAUGGUGUUUAUGUGAAUGGGAAAUUCUGCAAGGAUCCAAAACUUGUAACUGAAAACGAUUUCUUCUAUGCGGCCGGACUUAAUGCACGAAGCACUUCCAAUCAACUUGGUUCGACAAUCAGUUCUGUCACUGUUGAUGAAAUUCCAGGGCUCGAUACUCUUGGCUUAGCCUUAGGUCGUGCUGAUUAUGCACCAAAUGGUGGUCUAUUCCCACCCCACACGCUCCCCCGUGCCACCGAAACGCUAUUAGUUUUGGAGGGCACCCUCUAUGUUGGCUUUGUUACAUCUAACCCUGAUAAUCGACUUAUCAGCAAAGUGCUGAACCCAGGAGACGUUUUUGUGUUCCCUAUUGGACUCGUUCACUUCCAAAUAAAUAUUGGAAAAACCAAUGCAGUUGCUUAUGGGUUUUUUAAUAGCCAAAACCCUGGUCUAAUUACAGUUGAAAAUGCUGUCUUUGGAUCCAAACCACAGAUUAAUACUGAUAUUCUCGCCAAGGCCUUCCAACUGGACAAGAAGGUAGUGCAUUAUCUUCAGAAGCAAUUCGGGUUACCCAGACAUGAAACCCGACAUGAAGCAGUAUAG